Messenger RNA from Drosophila navojoa, 1236 nucleotides. It is a transcript of the gene ImpL1, whose product is annotated as Ecdysone-inducible gene L1. NCBI's taxonomy places the organism in Eukaryota, Metazoa, Arthropoda, Insecta, Diptera, Drosophilidae. The record is from RefSeq and is a predicted model, not a curated record.
GAGGCCACACGGCCCAAGAAGCGAUCAGUGAUAGUCAAAGCGAGCCAGCGUCAAGAUCGUUCCAGCAACACAUACACACACGCACACACACACCUACAGAUAAAUAAAGAUGAGACCAUACCAGGCUGCCUGCAUCGUAGUGGCCGCUCUGCUGGUGCUAGCACCUGCCGGCUCUGAGGCCAGGCGUCGCAAGCACAAGGGCGACGACCAUCACGAUUCACACAAGACCAAGUCGAAGGUAAAGUGGUCCAGCUCAUCGGACUUGAGUGCGGCCAAGAGCCAGGUGUCCACCGAGGAGCACUCGUACUAUGUGAAGCGCACCUACGCGCCCAUAAUGGGCGUCGAUGGCAAGCGUAGGAGUCCACCCUACCUGGCCAUACCCAUCGCCUGGUUCGCCUGUGACCCGGCCAAGUCGGGCUGCCAGGUGGCCGGCAAUUCCGGAGCCAUCAACAGCGCGGCCAACGCCCUCAGCGAGGGCUAUCUGUGCGACGACGACUGCGUGGAGCCCUACGAGCCCAUCUGCGGGCGCACGCCCAACGAGGUGGCCGUCUUCUACAACAAGUGCAAGCUGAACGUGGCCAAGUGCCGCACGCAUGGCCUGUGGACCGAUCUGCCGUACGAUCAGUGCCAGCAAACGUAUCCCAAGGAAACGGCCUACACCGACAAGAAGUUCAGAUGCUCGCCCUACUUCCGUGACAACUUCACAGCUGCAGCAGCUGCUGUUGAGGCUGAGGCCAGCCAGGCGAUGAACGACGGCAACGACAGCAAGGAGAGCAAGGAGAACAAGGACAACAAAGACAGCAAGGACAGCAAGGAGAGCAACGAAAGCAGCGAGGAACAAAAGAAACAGGAUAAGAAGCAGAAUAAGAACAAGGCGGAGAAAGUAGAGCUCAUCAAGCUGCCCCUGCAAGUGGCCGCAGAUCCCGUUCCCGUUCCCGUUCCUCAGCCAGCGGCCGCACCUGUGCCCAAGCCCCAGGAAGCCAUUGCUAUGCCUCCAAUGCCCGUGAAAGACGUUGUGGCCCAAGCUCAACAAGCCGUCAAGCCACAAGCAGCUGCUGCUGCCCCUGCAGUCCCUCAAGUGGCCAGCUCUAUGCCCGCAGCCGGCCCUGUUCCCGCCGCGGAACAGGUUCCAGUAGAGGUCAAGAAACCAGCCACGCCUGCAGAGCCAAUCAAGGAGCAGCUCAAGCUCAAGUCUGAGAAGGAUAAAUUAAAAUAUGUGGUCUCUUAAGAAAAUAC